Gryllus bimaculatus (two-spotted cricket) is the source of this 549-nucleotide messenger RNA. The record is from the annotation of a GenBank genome assembly. NCBI's taxonomy places the organism in Eukaryota, Metazoa, Arthropoda, Insecta, Orthoptera, Gryllidae.
CGCUAUGUGUCUCGUCUUAUUGACAGGGCGUAUAGCUCGUUAAGCCUGACAUUCUCCAAAAACGAAGCCCCGAAUCGUCACGACGAGAAACUCCUCAUGAACAGACUGGGCUCUUGGGCUUGCUCUGUAGAUGUCGAGUCGUGUACAAACCAUGCGGUCCUUAGAUUGCAAUUGUUCUUAGAUGCUUUUCAAAGUGUUAAUCCGGAUCAAAGAAGUGUAGUGUAUUGUCACGGAAUACACAACUCCCACUCUAUGUACUGGGACAAGCUGUGGAGUGUGUAUCAGAGUUCCGACGACGACGUGGAGCGGGGUCUCAUCAUUGGAGGACUGGCGUGCUCUAGAGAUCAGCGCCGCCUUAGCGAAUUGCUAAAGCUGUCCAUCGCAGGAGGGGACAUUCGGAAACAGGAUGCCUCUACUGUGUUCUCGGCUGUCUACUCCAAGCCACUAGGUGUCGAUGUGGCUUUGGAUUUCCUCAACGAUAAUUUCGAACAAGUCUCACAAUAUUUCGGUUCCGUUAACAACAUUUUAAAUGGCAUUGCUGGACGGAUG